Messenger RNA from Brachypodium distachyon (stiff brome), 3537 nucleotides. Its product is annotated as homeobox-leucine zipper protein ROC1. NCBI's taxonomy places the organism in Eukaryota, Viridiplantae, Streptophyta, Magnoliopsida, Poales, Poaceae. The transcript has 11 exons. The record is from RefSeq and is a predicted model, not a curated record. Bases 539 to 2977 code for a protein of 812 amino acids. Gene Ontology annotation, biological process: regulation of DNA-templated transcription. Gene Ontology annotation, molecular function: lipid binding; DNA binding; DNA-binding transcription factor activity, RNA polymerase II-specific.
AUGCAUCGGCUCAACACUCACUGCCGCUGCAAUAACUCCUCUCCCCCCCCAUCGAUCCCAACAUCCAUCCAUCCGCCGUUCCCCUUUCUUCCUCCCGUCCUCCCUCCCAUGGCGUCUUCUUCUUCUAGCUCCUCGCAGAGAUCUCCAAAUCGCUCGCCGUCCUGAUCCUACCACACGGCCCCUGCAAAACUUUUCUGCAUGCGAUAUCGCCGCUCGGCCGCAUGCAGGAAGGAAGCUUAGCUGCAGCGAGCUAGCUACAUAUAGCCAAACAGACAGAGAUCGAGAGAUUUAUUUGUCAGAGAUAUUUAGCUCCUCUUCUUUCUUAGAUCUCCCGGCCGAUCUGCCGCUUCUUGCAGAGCUCUUGGCUUGGCUGUAACUGCUUGCCCUAGAUCUGCUGUUACGUGCCGUGCACGCUAGCCAGCAGCUGCUUAAUUUUGGACUUGCAGUCUGAUGGGCGAGCUAGGUAGCUAAGAGGUCAAAAAACAAGGUAGGGUUUGGGAGCUAGGAAAACAGAAGUUGGCGACGGCGGUCGUCGUCCAUGACGCCGGCUAGGCGUCUGCCGCCGAUGAUCGGCCGGAACGGCGUCGCGUACGGGUCGCCGUCCGCGCUUUCUCUCAGCCAGGCCGACUUGCUGGACAGCCACCAUCUGCAACAGGCGCUGAUCCAGCAGCAGCUCUAUGAACAGAUCCCGGCAACCAUGUCGACGCCGGGUGCCGUCGUCAACCACAUGCAUAAUCUCCACGGCAUGCCGGCGCCAGACGAGCUCGAAAGCAAGUCGUGCAGCGAGAACAACGGCGCCGACGCCGAUGCCGACGGAACCGGCGGCGGCGGUGGCUCAGGCGGCGAGGAGGGGGAAGGCGAAGAGCAGGACCCCAACCAGCGGCCCCGCAAGAAGAAGCGGUACCACCGCCACACCCAGCACCAGAUCCAGGAGCUCGAAGCGUUCUUCAAGGAGUGCCCUCAUCCGGACGACAAGCAGCGCAAGGAGCUGAGCCGGGAGCUGGGGCUGGAGCCGCUGCAGGUCAAGUUCUGGUUCCAGAACAAGCGCACCCAGAUGAAGAACCAGCACGAGAAGCAGGAGAACUCGCAGCUGCGGGCGGAGAACGACAAGCUGCGGGCGGAGAACAUGCGGUACAAGGAAGCCCUGAGCAGCGCCUCCUGCCCCAGCUGCGGCGGUCCCGCCGCCCUCGGCGAGAUGUCCUUCGACGAGCACCACCUCCGCGUCGACAACGCGCGCCUCCGCGACGAGAUCGACCGGAUCUCCGCCAUCGCCGCCAAGCACGUCGCCGCCACGGGAAAGCCCAUGCCUUUCCCCAUGCCCAUGGCCGGCCUCUCCUCCUCGGCCGCCUCCUUCCACGGCCUCUCCCCCGCCGUCGCCGCCCGCUCCCCGCUCGACCUCGUCGGCGCCUACGGCGGCGGCGGAGACAUGUUCGGCGGCGGCGCCGGGGCAGGUGAUCUGAUGAGGAGCCAUGGGCUUGGGGAUGUUGAUAAGCCGCUGAUUGUGGAGCUGGCUGUGGCCGCCAUGGACGAGCUGCUCCAGAUGGCGCGGGUGGAUGAGCCGCUGUGGAGCAGUAGUGCUACGGGGGAGGCGGCGCUGGAGGAGGAAGAGUAUGGCCGGGUGUAUGGGGCCAGGGGCCUUGGGCCGAGGCAGUAUGGGCUCAAGCCCGAGGCCUCCCGCGGCGCCAACGUCGUCAUCAUGACCCACGCCAGCCUCGUCGAGAUCCUCAUGGACGUGAAUCAAUUUGCGACGGUGUUCUCGAGCAUCGUGUCGCGGGCAUCGACGCACGAGGUGCUGUCCACCGGCGUCGCCGGGAACUACGACGGCGCACUGCAAGUGAUGUCGAUGGAGUUCCAGGUGCCGUCGCCGCUGGUGCCAACGCGGGAGAGCUACUUCGUGAGGUACUGCAAGCACAACCCCGAGGGGUCAUGGGCCGUCGUCGACGUCUCGCUGGACAGCCUCCGCCCGAGCCCCGCCGUGAAAUGCCGGCGCCGGCCCUCCGGCUGCCUCAUCCAGGAACUUCCCAACGGCUACUCAAAGGUGACCUGGGUGGAGCAUGUGGAGGUUGACGACAGGUCAGUGCACGACAUCUACAAGCCAUUGGUGAACUCCGGACUCGCCUUCGGCGCCAAGCGGUGGGUCGGCACUCUGGGCCGGCAGUGCGAGCGCCUCGCCAGCGCCAUGGCCAGCAGCAUCCCCAACGGCGACCUCGGUGUGAUCACGAGCGUGGAGGGGAGGAAGAGCAUGCUGAAGCUGGCGGAGCGGAUGGUGGCGAGCUUCUGCGGCGGGGUAACAGCAUCAGUGGCGCACCAGUGGACGACGCUCUCCGGCAGCGGCGCCGAGGAUGUCCGCGUCAUGACGAGAAAGAGCGUCGACGACCCCGGCAGGCCCCCGGGGAUCGUCCUCAACGCCGCCACCUCCUUCUGGCUCCCCGUCUCUCCCAACACCGUCUUCGACUUCCUCCGCGACGAGACCUCCCGCAGCGAGUGGGACAUUCUGUCCAACGGCGGGAUCGUCCAGGAAAUGGCCCACAUCGCCAACGGCCGCGACCACGGCAACUGCGUCUCGCUCCUCCGUGUCAAUAGUGCAAACUCGAACCAGAGCAACAUGCUGAUCCUGCAGGAGAGCUGCACGGACGAGUCGGGGUCCUCCUACGUGGUGUACGCCCCGGUGGACAUCGUGGCCAUGAACGUCGUGCUCAACGGUGGCGACCCCGACUACGUCGCGCUGCUGCCGUCGGGGUUCGCCAUCUUGCCCGACGGGCCCUCGGCGCCUCUGUCGGGGAUUAAUGAAGAAGGCGGCGUCGCGGCGGGGAAGGGCGGGUCACUACUGACGGUCGCGUUCCAGAUACUGGUGGACUCAGUGCCGACGGCCAAGCUCUCGCUGGGCUCCGUCGCCACUGUCAAUAGCCUCAUUGCGUGCACCGUCGAGCGCAUCAAGGCCGCCGUCUGCCGGGGCGGCAGCAGCAAUCCGCAGUAGCAGCCCUCAGUUCAGAAUUCAGAUCAUGUGCUUGCAAGGAUGUUGAGUUUUUUGCACGAAUGUUGAAGCGCCUUGUUGAUGUUUGUCUUGCCCUGUGCAGGAGCAGCAAGAUUUUGGAGAAUCUCAUCAACGAGGAGUCAAGAACGCACCUCAUGCUCUGCUUGCCAAGUGGUGCGCAUACCUCACAAGUCGCGAGAAAAAUCGCCGCGACGAAACAAGGCGUCACCACUAUGCAAGGGGGGAUGGUUCGGCAUUGACUUCCUUCCACCUUCAGUUUCAUGUAAAAGGCUGCUGUUAAUCAACCAUGUUGUGUCCUCAAAUCUGUUUGUUAGGACUGUGCUAUUUAUUUAUUUUUCCAGUUCAAGGGGGUAUAAAUUAAGCCUCUCGUCUCAAAUUUGAGCUGUACUUUGUGGUAUGUUGUGUACUCCUGUUGUUUGGACUUCAGGUGCCAGCCUAGCUAGCUGGUAGUCGUUUGAGAGUAGAAAUCUGGCGCCUCUUUUUUGGAUUCGUAAGUGUUGAUUUAUAAUUUAUGUUUCAGAUGUCAGCUCUGCUUGCUGCAA